Messenger RNA from Phytophthora nicotianae INRA-310, 315 nucleotides. RefSeq lists its product as hypothetical. The transcript has a single exon. Bases 1 to 315 code for a protein of 104 amino acids. The record is from RefSeq and is a predicted model, not a curated record. Lineage: Eukaryota; Oomycota; Peronosporomycetes; Peronosporales; Peronosporaceae.
AUGUUGACUACCAAGGGUAUAGCAGGCGCUGUGAGCAAUGUAACCCGCCGUCGACAAAAGAGAUUCUACACAUUGUUGGCCCUCGCUGCUACCGUCAUCGAAAAAUGCAAGUUAAAUGAGCCUAAUUACUCUCCUCCUCUCUUUCAAACAGUGGAGCAGUAUAUGAAGGAACACGCUUGUCUCGAUAACGAAGUGCUUCAAAAGGUGUGGCUCACGCAAACGACAGUGCGCAGUAGGUUAAUUGAUGCUCACAUGUCUGUAUCGAAGUGUGCGAAGGUCACUAAGGUGGACCGCUCCCAAAAGUUCCGCAGUUAA